CUUCUACCAGAGGCUGUAGGACAAUCAGUCACUCAGGAUGACACACCAGUCCCCUACACUCUCCGAGGCGCAGAAGAGGGAGCUACAUGAAAACGCUCUACGCAUAGUUUCUCCAGGGAAGGGCAUCCUGGCUGCAGAUGAGUCUGUGGGCAGCAUGGCUAAGCGACUGGCUCAGGUUGGAGUGGAGAACACAGAGGAGAACCGCAGACAGUACCGCCAAAUUCUCUUCAGUGCAGACGAUCGCAUCAACAGCUGCAUCGGAGGGGUCAUCUUCUUCCAUGAGACGCUGUACCAGCACUCUGAUAACGGCGUAGCCUUUGUCAAAAUGAUCAGGGACAGGGGCAUCCUGGUCGGCAUCAAGGUUGACAAGGGUGUUGUCCCCCUGGCAGGGACUUCUGGAGAGACCACCACACAGGGUCUAGAUGGACUGUCAGAGCGCUGUGCGCAGUAUAAAAAGGAUGGAGCCGUCUUUGCAAAGUGGCGCUGUGUGCUCAAAAUCAGUGACACCAAUCCAUCUAGACUGGCGAUCACAGAAAAUGCUAAUGUUCUUGCACGCUACUCCAGUAUCUGCCAGCAGCAUGGCAUCGUGCCCAUCAUAGAGCCGGAGAUUUUGCCCGAUGGCGAUCAUGACCUGAAACGCUCCCAGUACAUCACUGAGAAGGUUCUCGCUGCUGUGUACAAGGCCAUGUCGGACCACCACGUGUACCUGGAAGGAACUCUCCUCAAACCCAACAUGGUCACUGCUGGACACAGCUGCCCCACCAAGUACAGCCCUGAGGAAGUUGCUAUGGCAACCCUCACCGCUUUGCGCCGCACUGUUCCCCCAGCGGUCACAGGAGUGGCUUUUCUCUCAGGCGGUCAGAGCGAAGAGGAGGCCUCUGUCCACCUCAAUGCCAUCAACAACUGCCCUCUGCCCAAACCCUGGAUCCUGACGUUCUCCUUUGGUCGAGCACUGCAGGCGUCUGCACUCAGAGCUUGGAGAGGACAUAAAGAGAACGAGAAAGCCGCCACUGAGCAGUUCAUUAAGAGAGCAGAGGCGAACAGCCUGGCGUGUCAGGGGAAGUACCCUGGUGGUGACAACUAUGGUGACGUUGGCCAUCGCAGCUACGGUUCCUGUUAUGCAUACUGAGCAGUUUGAGAAGCCACAUUUUCAAUUAGCAUUGUGUUCUGCCGUCACCAUAACGAGGGUUAAUAAUUAUUAUUAGUUAUUUCAGAAUUCUGACACUCAUGAUGAUGUUACAUGAAAACAAGUGACAGCGUGUUUUCUUGCCUUGACAAAUGAGGACAAUCAGAACAUGGCCUUUGGUAUUUCUAACGCAUGUAUUGAAUGAAAGAUGUUUGCUUUACUUUUGUUAUGAAUGUACAAUACUCUCUUGUGACAGUGCCACACGCUUUAAAAUCCUGCAUCUGCCACUUAGCAUCACAAAUACUAAUUUGCCAUGUGCUGUUAGUUUGUAUCAGUAACAGUUAAUCAAACGUAGUGAAUGCCUGAUGUACAGUUGCCCACUUAUUACACGGAAGUAUCUUCAAGUUGUGCAAAGCUUCUCUGUGUCUGAGUGUGUGUAGUUUAGUUUUGUUAGUGACGAUGCACAAUUAGAAAAUAUUGCACCAGAAUUAGCUUCAAGCUGAUUUGCAUCUGCAGUACCUGGGCAGAAAGUACACGCAGUAACUUAUAACACAAUGUGAUUUUGUGGGUGUUGUCAUGAAUACUAUUCUCUAUUAGUCUGAUAAAAAUAGUUACAUGUAAGUAUAUAAACAAUAAAACUGU
This is a messenger RNA of Morone saxatilis (striped sea-bass), 1768 nucleotides long. RefSeq names its product aldolase C, fructose-bisphosphate, a (gene aldoca). Gene Ontology annotation, molecular function: fructose-bisphosphate aldolase activity. The record is from RefSeq and is a predicted model, not a curated record. NCBI's taxonomy places the organism in Eukaryota, Metazoa, Chordata, Actinopteri, Moronidae. Gene Ontology annotation, cellular component: cytosol. Gene Ontology annotation, biological process: fructose 1,6-bisphosphate metabolic process; glycolytic process. Bases 38 to 1129 code for a protein of 363 amino acids. The transcript is spliced from 8 exons.